Acaromyces ingoldii is the source of this 4661-nucleotide messenger RNA. RefSeq lists its product as hypothetical. Gene Ontology annotation, biological process: intracellular signal transduction; peptidyl-serine phosphorylation. NCBI's taxonomy places the organism in Eukaryota, Fungi, Basidiomycota, Exobasidiomycetes, Exobasidiales, Cryptobasidiaceae. The transcript has 4 exons. Bases 107 to 4486 code for a protein of 1459 amino acids. Gene Ontology annotation, molecular function: ATP binding; protein serine/threonine kinase activity. The record is from RefSeq and is a predicted model, not a curated record.
UCCCCAGCACCGUCGUCGAAUGAGACAAGACGGACUGCUCAGGGAGACGACGACGACGCGAUCGGCAAGGACAAGGGUAGGCUGCGCGGGGUGGGAGCUACGAUAGAUGAGCGUGAAUCAGCGAUGGGCCGAACGACAUGCACGCAUCGUCGACUUUGUCACCAAGGACGAUGUCCGCGCUGCUCGGUCGAGGGCUCUCUCGGCCGCACAGAAGCUGGUUCACAAUGACGACACGGCUGCCUCGGCCUUGGCUGCUAAUCAGGCUUCUCAGAGGAUAAUCGAUGAGAGCUCGAAUGCCGAGCAGCUGAGCAUCGAGGUUGACGAGUCACUCGCGGUGCUAUGGUCUGCACCAAAACAAGGUGUUGAUCCAUGUCAGGCACGUCGCGACGCCAUGCCGUCGCUCGCAGCAAUCUCCUCGACUCACCUUACAGACUCCAGCCGAGACCUGUCGCCUCUGGCAUCGCUUGAGUCGAACAGCCUGGGCACCGUAGAGGUGGUGCGAUGUCGCAUGGAUCGAAAGAUCUACGUGUUGAAGUCGAUGACAAAGGGCGCUGCAAAGAGGUGCUACAAGACGACGUCGCCAAUGACGGAGAGGCGACUACUUGCGGCUGCCCGCGAUGAAAAAGCCAGAGCAGUGGCUCCCAAGCUCGUGGCCUCUUUUCAGAGCCCUGCCAGCCUUCACAUCGUUCUCGAAUACUGUCCGGCAGGCGACCUCUAUAAUUUCCUCGAGAGCGCAGGCCAGGCAGACUUGACAAACGAGGCUCGAAAUCCCAGUGGCGGGCUCCUGGCCGAGCGGUACAUUCGAAGUUAUGCUCGCGACAUGGUGGCCGCUAUCGCAUGGUUGCACGACUGCGGAUUCAUGCAUCGGGAUAUCAAACCCGGCAAUUGGCUCUUUGAUCGGUCAGGCCAUCUGCUUCUCUGCGAUCUGGCUAGUGCAGCACCCUUUUCCACCUUUCGCAACAUCCCAUCGAGUGCCACUCUCGCCGAGCUCGAUGCAGCAGCGGCGCCUGCUGAGCAGAGGAGGAUCCUUUACCGACACUGCACCCUCGUUGGCACGGCAGACUAUAUCGCGCCCGAGGUUUUUUGGGCUGCCGAGAUGCUCGGUGCAAGGGCUAGUAGGCUUAACGAAUCAACUCGACUUGAGGACACGGUCGAGGAUGACGCCGGUGAAGGACGCGAUGAUGAUGACGACGAUGACGAGCCGCCUCCGGAUGGGCCUGGUCCACACGGUCCAGAGUGCGAUUGGUGGAGCGUAGGAGUCGUCAUCUUUGAAAUGACGUACAAGCGGCUGCCUUUUUUCGCAAAGGGUGUUGCCCAGACGUAUGACAUGAUCAAGAAUCACGAGAGACACUUCCAUCUCGAUACCUGGGUUAAGUGCUCGCCCGACCUCAAGGAUCUCCUAUGCAGACUCAUCACGGGUCCGCAACAACGUCUGGGCUUCUUUUCGUCAAGAGAGGUACAGUCGCACCCCUACUUUGCCAACGUCGAUUGGAAUAAGCCUUGGGAGGGUGACGCAGCGCCAUUCAUUCCCAAUGUCGAGUCAUUCAGCGAUGGUUCAGCAUCCAGCCACUUGCAAGAGAUCAGCGUGCUCCACAGCCCUGGUCACAAGACUCCUUACCGUGGUCUGGACCCUGACACGGCCUCAUCGAUCCGAUCGAGACCAGACUUUGCAGCAAUGUGGGCCGGUGACUCGUCUGACUUUCCCGCAUUCCCAAACUCGGUGGACCUAUCGCCCAGAGGAGCAGCCAGCAUGCCACCGACAGCCAACGAUGAAGUGACAGAGGACCAAGGCGACGAUACGACCGUGACAGUCACCUCAUCCUCACCCUCGGCCCGCGCACAUGCUCAUGUAUUGGCCCGUGCUGCUGAUCCAAAAGCGGAUGAGCUGAGCUCAGAGUCGACGUCGUUGUUGGAAGCGCAAUGGUCGAAUUUUGAUCCGCUUUGGAUCGGCUUUUCGUAUGUCCCCGACCGAGAUGCGUUCGCAGCGGCAGACGAUGAGCUGGGCCUUUCGAGUCCAGCACGGCCAUCUCCUUUGUCUUCACCGCUUGGUGAGGGCUUCAAGUCACCAGAUGUGGCAGAACAGUGGACCUGGCAGCCUCAUGCGGCGCCCACGGCGUCGACGCCAUAUCAUAAGGCUACAGAGCCGUAUGCGACGAUCUUGCCGACCCCAUUGCCCAUGCCAGUGUCAACACCCUAUCACGGAACUGUGCCGCGAAGCCUGCACCGUCACGCAAUAGAGACGGCCUCACGAACAAAGGGUGGAACUGACGCAGCAGGGCGACCGUUUGUGACACCGCUGCGCAAGAACUCGCUGCCCAACAUCUCGUCAGCAUCGGCUGCCUUUCAUACCCCCAUGCCCACGUCCGAUCCGACUCGGAGGACACCGGCGUCGCCUUACCCGUUCCCGCUUGCGCCCAGCGUCUCGCGGCCCAGAGCGACGCCCGCCGUAGCCUCGCUAAAACGCAACGAUCUCGAGCGAGCCCGCUCGGCCUCGGCCUCGUACGGUGCCACAAGCGGAGAAGGGUCAGACUCGAGGUGCUCAGGAGGUACGAAUGCCAAGCGAGACAUCUCCGAGAGGGAGGCAUGGAAGGAGAUGGAGGCCGCCGUCUUGCGAAGCGUGAGGAAGCCGAGGCAGGCUGCCGUCACGCAUGCUGCCGCUCCGGUGGCUUCAAGGAGGCCGCCCAUGGUGCAUGCCGCCACGGACACAGUGUUGCAGAAGCAGGAUCUCGUCACUGGAAGCAGCGGUGGCAGCAGCGGCGUGAUCAGCACGAGCUUGGCAGACAGGGCAGAGAGAAAGGAGGCAGGAGCGACAUCGCAGGCCCCGGGCAGGCUGAUGCGAAAAGCCUCUGCCUUUGGCUUUGGAGGCCUAGGAGGCGCCCUGCGAGCAAAGAGACCCCAGCUGCCACGAUUUCUGUCGGACCGCACAUCCAAACAGCAGGAAAAGCAACCCCAGCUUGCUCCGCUCGACACGAGCCUCAGGUCGCCCAUGAGAAAGGGCGACAGGCGCGCAUCAGCGGCUCCGAUUGCCUCACCAGCCAGCAGCACGGCCAGCGACACGACGGCGCUGUCGAGCAGCACCAUCGACUCGAGCCAGGCGUCGCCCUCGUCGUCCCGGCUGCGUUUCUUCCCUCAGCGAUCCAAGUCAUCGACAUCCUCUUCCGGUACCGGUGACGCACCAGCGACGUCGUCAUCAUCCUCAUUGGCAGUACCAGGCAUGCCAAAGCUGCAGAAGAGGCGGAGCGCGAGGCAGCUGCUUCUCAAGGCGCAAGAGCGCGCUACGCCGACGAAGCCGACUCGCGCCUUGAGUCCCCUCAUGUCCGGCCCUAUCUCGCUGGAUUCUCAGGGUGACAGGAGCGCAGAGGCGAGCGGGAGCAGCAGCAACCACCAGCUUCCGCCCGCCAGCGGCUCCACCUCCUCGUUACCUGUCCUCGGCGGGCCGUUGGCGCCACAGCUCGUCGGUCAAGGAAGGAGAAAGAGCGUGACCGAUGCCGGCGGUGCAGCUCCCCAAUCCUCGUCGGACGAUGUGAUCUCCUCUCCCACCGCGCCACGGUCCUCAAAGCAGCUGCCCCGCAUGCCUGCUUCUGCACCCGUCGGCCAGGUCCUUGUGCUGCAGAGGGAGGAGACGACGCGGACGAUGCGACGUCGAGACAGCCGGGAGAUGCUGUCGCGCUAUCGCCAGGGCAUCCCCACCUCCGAUGACGAAGACGAGGGACAGAAGAGCGAAGACACGAGAAAGGGUGCCAACAAGAAGCUGCCAACCCUACGCCACCAGACCUCUUCCUCGACGGUCAGCGUCGGCGGCGUCGGUGGUGUCGGCGUCGGAGGAGGGGGAGGCGCGACAAUCACUCUGAGCAGUCCGAGCUUGCCCACCUUUCCCGACGCAUUUGGUGGCGCUCCCGCGGCGCAGGACGAGAACCAUAUCCCUUCCUCAUCGUCAGUGGGGCUUUCCAGACGGACAUCUGGCUUGCUCAAUACCAACACUGGCAAGCCCAUGCGAAGGUCUUCGAUGAUACCCCUCGUCGCGCGGCCAGCUCCAGAGGCGACACGCGCGAAAGGGCCGUCGCCGCUGCAGCACCCGCACCCUCAAGGCGGUGUCAAGGCUCGGUCGUCGACCGACUUUACGUUCAUGAAGGACAAGCGCGAGGAGACACUUGCGGCCGCAAGGAGGCCGUUUGAGAAGACAAACUCGUAUGACGCAAAGGCGCUCGCAGCAAAGCGAGCAGGCAAUGGGCCCCUUGCGUCGAGGUUUUCGGCGGCAAACGUCCUACCGCCCGAGUCGAUCUCUUCCGCCGCAACGUCACAGCAAGCACGUCGCUGGAAGGAGAAGGCCGCCUCGAGCGAAGACGUAGAGGAGCUCGGAGGCGAGCUGGGCGACGAGUCGGGGGCCAUGGAAGGGCUUGGGAUGCGCCAUCGCGCGCUCCAGACGAGUCUCGACGGCGUAGAGGGUCGACUAAUGCGGCUGAAGCUGAGGUUGAGAGACGAGUGACGCAGCAAGUGCCGGAACGAAGCAGUAGUAAUGAUGACUUAGACUAAUGUAGCGCGCAUACACACACACACACACACACACACACACACACACACACACAUACCGAUGGCGACGCACCCCUCUGCAUACCUGUUCAUGCUCUGCCUUAGCAUACCUAGCAAUGAAUCAACACACA